CAGGAUGACACACAACCCAUCAUGUGCUCAUACAAGCUAGUCUCUGUUUCAUUUGAUGUUUGGGCGUUAGCCUCAAGAGUAGAAUCAUAUGUUCACAAGGUUAUACAGGACAUUUUAUUGCUAGGCCAUAGACAAGCAUUUGCAUGGAUUGAUGACUGGAUCGGCAUGACUAUAGAUGAUGUGAGGGAUUAUGAGAAGGUAAUGCAAGAAAAAACAAAUGAUAAAGUUGCAGCAGACAUUUGACUUUUAUUUUAAUUAUGUGACAAUAACAUUGUACCAAAAAAAUAAUUACAAAUAAUUUUUUGUGGAAUGGUUUUGUGUUGCUACCAAUGAGGUGUGACAUCAGACUGAAAAAGUUUUUUGAGACUUACUGCACUUUGGUUUGCCCAUAGUUUUGGGCCAUAAUUCUGAUGAAGAGUUCAAGGGUGCACCUUUUCAAGUUGUUGUUUAUUUCAGUCCAAAUUUGAAUUAUUCUUGACAGCAAUGAUAGUUUUUAAAACAAGUAAAACAACUUAUUACAAUCAACAACAU
Orbicella faveolata is the source of this 531-nucleotide messenger RNA. Its product is annotated as cytoplasmic phosphatidylinositol transfer protein 1-like. NCBI's taxonomy places the organism in Eukaryota, Metazoa, Cnidaria, Anthozoa, Scleractinia, Merulinidae. Gene Ontology annotation, biological process: phospholipid transport. Gene Ontology annotation, molecular function: phosphatidylinositol transfer activity; phosphatidylinositol binding. Gene Ontology annotation, cellular component: cytoplasm. The record is from RefSeq and is a predicted model, not a curated record.